AAAUUUCUUAUGAAUCAGUUCCUAUUAAUAUUAGUACUAAGCCUCAUUUCAGUGAAUUGCUACUUUGGCCUUGAAGAAGUAGAUGUUACCUUAGUGUCUGACAAAAAAAUAUCAUUCAAUGGAGUCAUUACAAUUGUACCACAUACCGAAAACGUAGUCAUUUGGUUAUGCAAUAAAAAUAAAUUAAGUAUAUUGUUAUUUCUUAUAUUAAGAUUUAUUGCAUUUAAUAAAUGGUUCUGAAAUAGUAAAAAAGCUGUAUUUUUUGAAUGAUUAUAAGGGAUUCAUUGUGAGAUGUGGAUACAAGAUGAAGAUUGACAAAAAUGAACUAGGAUUACAUUAAAUUACAUUGCUAGCUAAUGACAGUAAUUGAGAACUCUUUUUUAAUUCUUCAUUGCAGAAUCCCACAAGAUUAUAUUGUCCUACCGAACCCAGAAUGACCGUGAGUAUACAAACGAUGUUAUAGAUUUAUUACCAAAUCUAUCAUGCCGAGUUGAUACAGAGAUGUUCAUUAUUGAAGAUUAUUUGGAUUCUUUUUGCCUUAGAAACUAGCAUUUCCCAUCCCUGACCGAAUAAUAUGAUUUAUG
This is a messenger RNA of Paramecium sonneborni, 584 nucleotides long. The record is from the annotation of a GenBank genome assembly. Lineage: Eukaryota; Ciliophora; Oligohymenophorea; Peniculida; Parameciidae.